UCAGUCGUAACCACGCUCUCACCAGUGUAACCUUCGCCCGCUCCCCGUCUCUCACCCAUUCACAAUGAAACUCCAGGUAUUCGUGGUCCUUGUGGGUCUGGCCGGCGUUGCCUUGGCUUACCCAUCGCGCCCCAAGCCUACUUCUGUUUCUGCAAAAGACCUGGACGAGGAACAACUGAGGGAAACCGUCAACCUCAUCGAGAAAUUCAUCCCGCCGAUCUUCCAAGCCAUUAAUGACGACAACGGCGACAUGACCAGCCGGCUACACAAGAUCGUGGACUCCUCCCUGCUGCUGAGUCGCGAGGCCCUGAAGGUAAAGGACCCAUCGGACAGGAACCAGGAGGAGCUGGAGGAAGUGCAGGCCGCCAGGGAGACCAUGCCGCUCAUCCUGGACAUCAUGAGGGCCACCAUAAACUCCCAUGGCAAAGACAGUAAGCCCAGCGGCACCUUUGACUUUGACAUCCCAAGCCAAUGAAACCUCAAAGGCAGAAAAGGACCAAGUUAAGAAAGUACAACUUCACCAAACACAUACAACUAUAGAAGAACUAUGCUACUUGUUCCUCCCCAACGAAGCACUUGCAAUAGAAGCAGAGUCCAGUGAUUUACGUGUCCUCGCUCUCUUUUUAGUUUACUUUCUAGCUUUCCAGCACUGCCACACCUUCCUUUAGUUAUAAGGACUUCUUGACGUAAGCAGAUUUUGUUCCACUCAAAUUAUUGUCAAAUCUUGUAAAGUCAUCAAUGAAACUUCAGAAACAAUUCUGUGAAACCUCGCCAUAGUAAAUUUAGUAUUUAUCACC
Messenger RNA from Scylla paramamosain (green mud crab), 797 nucleotides. RefSeq lists its product as uncharacterized. The coding region runs from base 65 to 475 and encodes 136 amino acids. NCBI's taxonomy places the organism in Eukaryota, Metazoa, Arthropoda, Malacostraca, Decapoda, Portunidae. The record is from RefSeq and is a predicted model, not a curated record. The transcript has 2 exons.